GGUACAUCAUAAAAGGUCGAGGGGAAUGUGGUAGAACCCACAAAAUUAGUUUGGAAAUGUGGCACAUUUCUUAAAAAUCUCUUAAUUAAUUUCUCGCAACUCUUCUUUGCUAAGGAACCAAUAAAUUAUUAAUCUCCCAACUGUGUUGAAUAGAUCUUUUUCUCUUAUCUCUUCUCUUUGUUUGAUAAAAACUUCAAUCAUCCCGAGAUUUUGUUUUUUGUAUAUCUCUCGAUCGAUUCUACUCCUAAAGGUUGAAGCUUUAUCUUGUGGGUUGUGUAAAGUUUCCACCUUUUCGUCGUCUUCUCUCAAUCGUGUCUUAUUUGAAUCUGUGAGAAAUGGGGCAACAGCAAUCAAAAGGUGAAUUGCUGUAUCAGCAAGUGAGUUAUGGUAACUCAGAAGGGAUUCGAACUCUUCGUCGAGAUGGUGCAGACCUUGAGUGGAUGGAUAGAGAAGGGAAAACUCCAUUGAUCUUGGCUUGUAUGAACUCGGAGCUUUAUGAUGUUGCUAAGACUUUGAUUGAGCUGGGCUCUAAUGUUAAUGCUUAUCGUCCUGGUCGUCAUGCUGGGACUCCUCUGCACCAUGCUGCAAAAAGAGGUCUUGAGAACACUGUUAAGCUACUUCUUUCGCACGGUGCAAAUCCACUUGUUCUUAAUGAUGAUUGUCAGACACCACUUGAGGUCGCUAGAGUCAAAGGGUUCAGCAAUGUCGUACGUGCAAUUGAGAGUCACAUCUGCUUGUUCUCUGGUUGGAUGCGUGAAUUUUACGGCCCUACCUUUCUUGACUUAUUUGCUCCGCAGCUUCUUUCAAGAAGAGUAUGGGCAGUCAUCGUACCAACUGGUUCAAGAAACGCUUCAAAACCUUUUAAGUUGGAGCUUGUUGUAUAUGCUAGUCUGCAGGAUGCACAGCCACGCACAGUGAUGCCUUUGUGGAAAGCAAACUUGGAAGAACCAAAAGGGAAGCAGUCCGAUACUUCAGUGAUGAUUGUUGAUAACUCCACAAUCCCAAGCCGCAGGAAGAAGAAACGAAGGGCCUGCGCCUCCCACGGGAGACGUGGGCCUCAAGUAGUUAGGCAAACACGUCUUAAACUCGCACCUUCGACUGAAGGUGACACACAACAGCUAAAGUGGUUUUGUGAUGCUUGUAAAGGGAUUCCACAGCCUAUGCAUCCACCGGUGUUUCUCCAAGCAGAACCAUCUGCUCCACCACCACCAUCAGAAGAUGAACUAGCCAUGGCAAUGAACGCCUCACUUCAUACUACUACGAGUGACCCAUCAAAUCUCAGUCACCAUUCCAUCAGCCAAGCAAGUUCCUCAUCCGGUCCAAGCUCAUCAACCGCACCUCCUCCUCGCUCAGGAAAAGCAAGCGCCUUUGAUCACAAUAGCCAUGGAAUUGGCAUCGUCCUAGAAUCUUCACCAUCAGCUCCUCCAUUGACAGAUGAUGAUAUAGCAACUGUAGCAGAAGGUCCGGUUCAUUACCCAUCAAUCGAUUCAACACCCGUUGAUGUCCCAUCAGCUUCAACAGAUACUGAAAGGAAAGAAGACGGGAGCACUGGAACGUGUGCGAUAUGUCUGGAUGCUCCAUCUGAAGCGGUUUGUGUCCCGUGUGGACAUGUCGCUGGAUGCAUGUCUUGUUUGAACGAGGUCAAAUCCAAGAAGUGGGGAUGUCCCGUCUGUCGUGCCAAGAUCGAUCAGGUUAUUAAGCUGUACCGUGUCUGAAAAUAGACAGGUACAACAAACUCCAUGAGAGUGUAUCUAUCUUUCAACCAUUGUUUGAAACUAUCUCUAUCAAACAACCAAAAUCAAUUCCUUAUUUCUCAUAAUCAAAAGCGAAAACAAUAUGUUUAUGUUUUGGAACUGAAGAAACAGUCCCUAUGUUCUGUAUAUAUCGUUUUGGCCGAAAGGAAGAAUGUAAAAAGAGUGUUAAUAUAUUUUUGUUUCUCUCUA
Messenger RNA from Camelina sativa (false flax), 1943 nucleotides. Its product is annotated as putative E3 ubiquitin-protein ligase XBAT35. Gene Ontology annotation, molecular function: protein binding. Lineage: Eukaryota; Viridiplantae; Streptophyta; Magnoliopsida; Brassicales; Brassicaceae. The record is from RefSeq and is a predicted model, not a curated record.